AUGCAUCCUUUCUGCUGUGUAUCCGCUAUCUCCGAUCAGGCCUCGCCGGUGAAACCCUCGCCGUCUCCUUUUCCUGACUUCACUAUGCCUCCUCCUCCACCACCGCCAGCGGUGCUAGCAGUUAGAUCCGACUCGGUUCCGAGACAUAGCCAGAGCCAGAGUAUCGGUAGCCAGCGGGAGUCUCCGGCGGUGGUUCUCGAUGUGAAGAUUAAUGAUCUCGUCGGAAAUGGAAUCUCCGGGAUACUGUAUAAGUGGGUGAAUUACGGGAAAGGAUGGAGACCUCGAUGGUUUGUUCUUCAAGAUGGCGUUCUCUCCUACUAUAAAAUUCACGGUCCUGAUAAAAUCAUCGUUAACCAUGAAACUGAGAAAGGUUCGAAGGUUAUCGGUGAAGAAUCUAUUCGGAGGAUUAAUCGCAAUCGCAAUUCUCAUCCCUAUCAAAACCGUCGAAAGCCCUUUGGUGAAAUACAUCUCAAGGUUUCAACGAUUCGAGAGAGUAAAUCAGAUGAUAAGCGAUUUUCGGUCUUCACCGGAAUGAAGAGACUCCACUUGAGAGCAGAGUCACGUGAAGAUCGUGUGGCGUGGAUGGAAGCUUUGCAAGCUGUGAAGGAUAUGUUUCCUCGAAUUUCCAACAGUGAAUUGAUGGCUCCUGUCGACAACAUAACAAUUUCAACUGAGAAACUGAGAAACCGGCUUUUGGAAGAAGGAGUGGGUGAAGCAGCUAUUCAAGACAGUGAACAAAUUAUGAGAACUGAAUUUGCAGCUUUACAAAAUCAACUAGUCUUGCUUAAGCAGAAACACUCCAUCCUCAUUGACACCUUACGCCACUUAGAGACAGACAAGGUUGAUCUGGAGAAUACAGUAGUUGAUGAGAGCCAAAGACAGUGGAAUGAUCAAGAAAAUUCCAAUGGAUUAAUGCUAGAAAAAUUUAGUGAUGGAAGUGCAAGUGAAUCUGAGGAUGAUAAUGAAAGAAAUGAUGCUGCAGAGGAAGAAACAGAUGAAGAUGACAAUGUCUUUUUUGAUACCCGUGAUAUUCUGUCAUCAAGUUCUUUUAAAAGUAAUGGGUCUGAUUAUAGAGUAUCAUCUUUCUCUUCUGAUAAUGAUACCUUUGAAUCAGAGGAAGAUGUGGAUUCUUCAAAUAAAUAUAUUGGAACCAACCAUCCUCAUGUUAAGAGGCGAAAGAAAUUGCCAGACCCUGUAGAGAAAGAAAAAGGUGUCAGUCUUUGGUCAAUGAUCAAGGAUAAUAUAGGGAAAGAUCUAACAAAAGUUUGCCUGCCUGUUUACUUUAAUGAGCCUCUCUCCUCCCUGCAAAAGUGUUUUGAAGAAAUGGAGUAUUCGUAUCUGCUGGACCAAGCAUAUGAAUGGGGAAAAAGGGGUGAUAGACUCAUGAGAAUUCUCUAUGUCGCUGCUUUUGCUGUAUCUGCCUAUGCUUCAACAGAAGGAAGAAUUUGCAAACCAUUUAAUCCGUUACUUGGGGAAACAUAUGAAGCCAAUUAUCCAGAUAAAGGCCUACGUUUUUUCUCUGAGAAGGUCAGCCAUCACCCUAUGAUAGUUGCAUGUCACUGUGAGGGUACAGGUUGGAAAUUUUCGGGGGAUAGCAAUUUAAAAAGCAAAUUUUGGGGCCGAUCAAUUCAGCUUGACCCUGUUGGUAUUUUGACUUUGGAAUUUGAUGACGGGGAGGUUUUCCAGUGGAGCAAGGUUACGACAUCAAUAUACAAUCUCAUAUUGGGAAAGCUUUACUGUGAUCACUAUGGUACGAUGCGUAUAGAGGGAAAUCAAGAGUACUCUUGUAAGCUGAAGUUCAAGGAACAGUCUAUAAUUGAUCGAAAUCCCCAUCAGGUUCAUGGUAUAGUCCAAGAUAGGAACGGAAAAACAGUAUCAACCUUGUUUGGAAAAUGGGAUGAAAGCAUGCAUUAUGUUAAUGGAGACUAUACUGGGAAGGGGAAAGGUCAUGAAUCUUUGUCAGAGGCCCGUCUGCUCUGGAAACGAAGCAAGCCUCCUAUGUUUCCCACUAGAUAUAACUUCACUCGCUUUGCCAUCACAUUAAAUGAACUUACCCCUGGAUUGAAGGAAAAGUUGCCGCCUACAGAUUCCAGGUUAAGACCAGACCAACGGUAUUUAGAAAAUGGGGAGUAUGAGAUGGCAAAUUCAGAAAAGUUGCGGCUAGAGCAGCAACAACGGCAGGCCCGGAAGAUGCAAGAGAGUGGCUGGAAACCACGGUGGUUUGCUAAGGAUAAAGCAAGUGGGACAUACCGCUAUAUGGGAGGGUAUUGGGAGGCUCGAGAAAAAAGAAACUGGGACUCCUGUCCAGACAUCUUUGGCCAAAUUUCUCCUGAUCAUCUUUCCGAUGAAAUUCAAAUUACAUCUUAA
This is a messenger RNA of Lathyrus sativus (Indian pea), 2367 nucleotides long. Lineage: Eukaryota; Viridiplantae; Streptophyta; Magnoliopsida; Fabales; Fabaceae. The record is from the annotation of a GenBank genome assembly.